Messenger RNA from Notothenia coriiceps (black rockcod), 851 nucleotides. RefSeq names its product claudin 26 (gene cldn26). NCBI's taxonomy places the organism in Eukaryota, Metazoa, Chordata, Actinopteri, Perciformes, Nototheniidae. Gene Ontology annotation, molecular function: structural molecule activity. The coding region runs from base 5 to 661 and encodes 218 amino acids. Gene Ontology annotation, cellular component: bicellular tight junction; membrane. The record is from RefSeq and is a predicted model, not a curated record. The transcript has a single exon.
GAAGAUGGUUUUUCUAACAACCAAAGUGAUGCAAAGGACUGCACUCUUUGUGACGUUUGGGGGUUUGGUCACAUGUCUGAUCACCACCUUCCUGCCAUUUUGGAAGACGAUGAACUCCGACCUGAACGAAGUGGAGAACUGGUUUUCUGGACUGUGGCACACCUGUCUUUACACCGAGGAGGUGGGAAUUCAGUGUAAGGCCUACGACUCCAUCAUGGGGCUGCCGAUGGACCUGCAGGUCUCCAGGGUGCUCAUGUCGGUGUCCAUAGUCACUGGAGGUUUAUCUGUCAUGGCUGCCUUCCCAGGGCUGGAGGGGGUGGACAUGUGUGUUGGGCAGCCCAGCGUGAAGAGGCUGCUCCUCGUCUUCAGCGGGGUGCUCUCCUGGGUGUCCGGGCUCACCACUUUGGCUCCCGUCUCUCUCGUGGCCUACACAACUGUGGUGGAGUUCUGGGACAAGGGUUUUCCUGAUGUGAUGCCACGCUGGGAGUACGGCGAGGCGAUGUUCUCGGGAUGGUUUGGAGGUCUUGCUCUGAUCAUCGGAGGGACUCUGUUCUUUGUGGCUGUGUGCAUGGGGGACUACGAACAGAUGCCACCAAGUGAGCCACGCAGCCCGCAGGCAAAGCACAGGACAAGGCACUACCAGAAGACAGAGGUGUUAUAGAUUCUUAUUGCCAUUCACACAAUAUACUCCAUAGGCCCGUCAGCUUGCAGAGUGAUAGCAUAAUGACAUUAAUUGUGAAUUUUUGUUAAGAAAACAUUUCUGACCUAAGUGACCUAAAAGCUGCAUGUGUUUAAUUGUUCAUUUCUGAAUCAAAUUGUAACACAUUAAUGUAAUCUCUGUUUCUGGGUUA